Messenger RNA from Ostertagia ostertagi, 1635 nucleotides. Lineage: Eukaryota; Metazoa; Nematoda; Chromadorea; Rhabditida; Trichostrongylidae. The record is from the annotation of a GenBank genome assembly.
AUGGCGACGGAUAUGAACAUCGAGGACGAUUUGUUCUUCGUCCAUGAUGAUGAGUUAGAGGAGGACACUAAGAAAGAAGAAGAGGAAACCUCCCAGAGACCUCCUCCUGCCAACGACACUCUUGUCGAUAAUAUCGGAAAAACAACUGAAGAACAUGAAGACAUCCUCCGAAUUCUUGUAGCCAGCGAUAUCCAUGUGGGCUACGGGGAGAACAAACCGAAUCUGUAUCUCGACUCGGUCAACACAUUCGAAGAAGUAUUGAAAAUUGCAACAGAAAAGAAGGUGGAUAUGGUCCUCUUAGGUGGUGAUUUGUUCCAUGAAAAUAACCCCUCGCGUGAUAUGCAGCAUCGUGUUAUUCAACUGCUACGUCAGUGGCACUGGAAGUUCGUUUCUGAUGCUUCAGUGAACUUCGAGCAUAGCCGCUUCGAUCGAGUGAAUUACGAGGAUGCCAACAUAAAUGUGGGCCUGCCGAUUUUCACUAUUCAUGGAAAUCAUGACGACACAGCUGGGAAGGGUCUGACGAUUCUGGACGUAUUGCAUGAAGCUGGCUUAGUCAACCUAUUCGGAAAAUUUUCAGAUAUUGAUCAAUUUGAUGACAUACCAUACGGUUUCUUCGACCUCGAUGCUGGAUACGACGAUUGGUUCAACAUCUUGGUCCUGCACCAAAAUCGCCCAAAAAGGUCGACGCUUCGCUCUACUGGCGCUUACCUUCCUGAGCAGUAUAUCCCAACGUUCUUCGACCUUGUUCUUUGGGGACACGAGCACGAGUGCAAGCCACAUUGUCAAAUACUGGCGUCUUCCGAUGCAGCCGGUGAUCUGGUUUUACAUUUUAUUACGAACCAGGUCAAAGGAAGGAAAUUUCAAUGCAAACCUAUUCCACUGCAAACAGUUCGCCCUAUGGUAGUUGAUGAGAUCAUACUUGACAGUUUACCAGAAGGAGUACGACUUCCAGCAAAUGGUGUGCGACCGUCUGGAGGCGGAUUUGUAUUGGAUGAAAUGAUAAUAGAUGACAAGAUUAGUGAAAUGAUACGGUGGGCCGAAAGUAACCGUGGACCACAGCAACCAAAACUUCCGUUAAUCAGAUUGAAAGUUACCUAUGCUGGACCUUGGGCAAUUAUGCAGCCUAUUCAUGGCCGUCAAAUUGGAGCCAAGUUUGAGGAUCGGGCAGCAAAUGCUGCGGAGAUGGUGGUAACAAGGAGGGUGAUCGAGAAAAAGAAGAAGAAAGGAGGUGUAAGUAUGGAAGAGGACCAGGGCGAUAUUAUUGAUGCCGCAUGCCUUGAUCAAGUGAUAUCUGAACAUUUCAAUAAACAACCGUGGGAGGAACGUCUGACCGUAUUCACCCAUCCCAUAAUUGGAAAAGCAUUGGCAGCAUUUGAUGACGAAGAAAAAACCAACACAGCGAAAGCGAACCAAGAGUUCCGAACUGCUUUGGAGGCAGCACGUGAUUUCAUGAUGUCCAAGCUGAAAGCAGAUGCCGGCUCCGGAAAUAGAAAGUUCGGCAAUCUGAAAUCCGACAAUUUUGAAAUGAUGGUUCGAAAUGAUCUCAAUGUUCUCAAGCGUCAAACCUAUGGUAUCCAAGGAGGAACUGUGACACGUAGUGAUGAGUUUGAUGAUGAAAUGGAAGAUGGCGAUUGA